AUUGAUUUCGGUUCCUUUCUCACUUUUGGCUCUGUUUUUGCUUUUUUUCCCUCACCCUUUCUUUUUCUUUUGCUUCUUUGGCAUUUGCUUUACGCGUUUUGAAGCGGGUUUUAGCUCUCCUAGUGUUUCACCAUUUGCAUAUAUCCUAAGAAUAGCUUUUGGUGAGCGAGAGAUUUCUGGUUUUGGUGACAAAUUCUUGAAAGCAUUUGAGUUUGAAGAGUGAGAGAAAAGUAAGAAGCAAGCAGGGGAAGAGAGAGAAGAAAUGGCAGGAGGUGGAGGUGGAGGACACGCUCCGCCGCCCAAGCAGGACGAGUUGCAGCCACAUCCGUCCAAGGACCAGCUGCCCAACAUUUCUUACUGCAUUACUAGUCCUCCUCCAUGGCCCGAGGCCAUACUUCUUGGAUUCCAACACUACCUUGUGAUGCUAGGCACAACUGUUCUGAUUCCCACUUCGCUCGUUCCCCAAAUGGGAGGAGGAAAUGAAGAGAAAGCAAAGGUGAUCCAGACAAUACUAUUUGUCGCUGGUUUGAACACUCUAGCUCAGACAAUGUUUGGAACCCGGUUACCCGCUGUGAUUGGAGGGUCUUACACCUUUGUACCCACGACAGUAUCAAUUAUAUUGGCUGGACGAUAUAACAGCAUUUUGGACCCUGUGGAGAAAUUUGAGAAGAUAAUGCGAGGAACACAGGGAGCACUUAUUGUUGCCUCAACUCUACAGAUUGUCAUCGGUUUUAGUGGUCUUUGGCGUAAUGUCGCAAGGUUCUUGAGUCCACUAUCUGUCGUCCCUUUGGUAGCUCUGACUGGCUUUGGGCUCUAUGAGCUUGGUUUUCCUCUGGUUGCAAAAUGCGUGGAAAUUGGACUUCCCCAGCUUAUCUUUCUAGUAAUCUUCUCACAGUACAUACCUCAUCUAAUGAAAGGAGAAAGGCAGAUCUUUGAUCGCUUUGCUGUUAUAUUCUCUGUUACCAUUGUGUGGAUCUAUGCGCAUCUUCUCACUGUUGGUGGUGCAUAUAAGCAUGCACCUUCAAAAACUCAAACAAGCUGCCGAACAGAUCGUGCUGGUAUUAUAGGCGGAGCUCCAUGGAUAAGCGUUCCUUAUCCGUUUCAAUGGGGAGCCCCCACGUUUGAUGCUGGGGAAUGUUUUGCUAUGAUGUCUGCUUCAUUUGUUGCUCUUGUUGAGUCCACUGGUGCCUUCUAUGCUGUGUCAAGGUAUGCUGGUGCAACUCCUAUUCCUCCUUCCGUUCUCAGUCGUGGCGUCGGUUGGCAGGGAGUGGGCAUAUUGUUCUCUGGAAUCUUUGGAACUGGGAUUGGGUCAUCAGUAUCUGUUGAAAAUGCUGGUUUGCUCGCAUUGACACGUGUCGGCAGCAGAAGAGUUGUGCAGAUUUCUGCUGGCUUCAUGAUAUUCUUUUCCAUACUUGGGAAAUUUGGAGCUGUUUUUGCCUCAAUUCCGGCGCCUAUCAUCGCAGCUUUGUAUUGUCUUUUCUUCGCCUACGUAGGUGCUGGAGGUCUAAGCUUCCUACAGUUCUGCAAUUUAAACAGCUUCAGAACCAAGUUCAUACUUGGGUUCUCAAUUUUCAUGGGCUUCUCAAUACCCCAGUACUUCGACGGGUAUACGGCAGUAAACGGCUAUGGUCCUGUCCAUACUGGAGCUAGAUGGUUCAACGACAUGAUCAACGUGCCCUUCUCAUCGAAGCCAUUCAUUGCCGGUUUCUUGGCUUUAUUUUUAGACGUCACGUUAAAUCGGAAAGACAACCCGACCAGGAAGGACAGGGGAAUGCACUGGUGGGACAGGUUCCGUUUGUUCAAGACCGACACGAGGAGUGAAGAAUUCUACUCUCUUCCCUUCAAUCUCAACAAGUUCUUCCCCUCGGUCUAAUAUCCCCAUUAGCUCAUCGUGGGUAUUUCUCCAGUGAUCCCAUCUGCUUCUUUUUCUUGUGCCACCCUAUCCUUUUUGGGACAACAAAGCAGUAUAGAUGAAUCUGUGCUUUUCUGAAGCACUCCUUUUGAGUUGUUUUCUCCCUCUGUCAAGACUCAAACUGGUGAAAUGUUGCAUGGGAUAUGACUCAUUUGGCAUAGUGUAAAUGGCUGUUUGUUUUUAACUUUAAAAAGUUUUAUAAGAGCAACAUUCCCUACAGAAGUGGAUUUGAGAAUCUGUCUUUUGGAUUUUUUGAACAAAUUUAACAUAGUUGUAUGGUGUUUGUACUA
Molecule: messenger RNA, 2202 nt
Organism: Rhododendron vialii
Lineage: Eukaryota; Viridiplantae; Streptophyta; Magnoliopsida; Ericales; Ericaceae
Product: nucleobase-ascorbate transporter 6-like
Exons: 15
Coding region: 263-1873 (536 amino acids)
Biological process (GO): transmembrane transport
Cellular component (GO): membrane
Molecular function (GO): transmembrane transporter activity
Source: RefSeq, a predicted model, not a curated record